CUACCAAUGAGAGAAUAGUUUUGUAGAAGCUCAAUUACUAGGGCCCACCGCUUCGGCGUUUCGGACAAAACUGAGAUCCGUGAUGUGGCCCGAAGGAACGGUCGCACCUUCAGCUCCUCUCCUUGUCAUUAUGCCCCUCUGAUCGGGCGUCGUCACUCUGCUUGUUCAACCCCGCACCUAUGGGUGACAAGCAUGCACAUGCUUGCGCCAUCCAAGUGUCUACUCCUUCCUUAGGAGCAGUCUGGACGCCGGAAACUUGACCUUUGACAGCACGUGACUGGUCUCCCAUCUCAACAUGCCGUCAGAUGAACCCGCAGCUCUGCGGAACUGCAUCAGCUGCAAGGAGCGCAAAGUCCGUUGCGACCGCCGUCUUCCUUGUUCCAAUUGCACAAAAGCUGACCGGGACUGCGUUUUCCCAACCACUGGCCGAAUCUUGCGACAUCCCCGGCGCAUGAGGUUGGAGGAUGUGGUAAACCAUCUGCAUGUUUGUGAAUACCGUAAGAACUCACGAGAUUGACCGCGCCCUGUGGAUCCGUUUCUGCUGGUUUCUGAUCUAUGAUUGGCAGGCUGCAAAUAAAGAUCUGACAUUUCACUAAGAGCCUCUAGACGAAUGAGCGUA
Fusarium redolens is the source of this 619-nucleotide messenger RNA. RefSeq lists its product as uncharacterized. The coding region runs from base 296 to 517 and encodes 73 amino acids. Gene Ontology annotation, biological process: regulation of DNA-templated transcription. Gene Ontology annotation, molecular function: DNA-binding transcription factor activity, RNA polymerase II-specific; zinc ion binding. NCBI's taxonomy places the organism in Eukaryota, Fungi, Ascomycota, Sordariomycetes, Hypocreales, Nectriaceae. The record is from RefSeq and is a predicted model, not a curated record. The transcript has 2 exons.